Molecule: messenger RNA, 1816 nt
Organism: Phlebotomus argentipes
Lineage: Eukaryota; Metazoa; Arthropoda; Insecta; Diptera; Psychodidae
Gene: moody
Product: G-protein coupled receptor moody
Exons: 5
Coding region: 372-1553 (393 amino acids)
Biological process (GO): G protein-coupled receptor signaling pathway
Cellular component (GO): membrane
Molecular function (GO): G protein-coupled receptor activity
Source: RefSeq, a predicted model, not a curated record
AUUAAUCACCCAGCAUUCCGUUGCUCACUCUUGACCAGUGCACAUCGUGCUCAAAGAGUAUCCGGCGGGAGUGCACUUCAGUGAGAUUGUUUUGCGAGUGUUUUGCCCCACGAAUAGUGUUGUUAUCAGCAUGAAAUAGUCACAGAAGACGAUAGAGUGUGUGAUUUUACGCCAAAAUCGGCGAAUUUCUGUGGAAAUCCGGAGUGUGAGAGUGAGAACAGCGUCUUACAACCGCAAUGAUAACUGAUAACACAUCGGGCUGAAGCAAAUAUUGAUAAUAUACUCAAUAAAUACACAAUCUAGAAUCGAUAUGAGAAUCACGCUGUAAAGGAAACAGUGCCGAACAAAGAGUCCCUCAAGCGAAUUUCACAAUGAAUGAAACCAGCCCGGAAUCUGCAGAUCCUCUCGAGGGAGAAUUCACGCGAUUCUCGAGGACACUCUUGACUCUCGGAGCGGUCUUCACCAUUAUCAUCCUCGUUGUGGGGGUGUUUGGCAAUCUUUUGACCAUCAUCUCGCUCAUACGAUGCCCGAAAGUGAGAAACAUUGCAGCUUCAUUCAUUAUCAGCUUAUGCCUGGCUGACUUUAUCUUCUGCAUCUUUGUCUUGCCAUUCAACGCCAUCCGCUUCAUCCACGGCUAUUGGCGCCUUGGGAGCCUCCUGUGCAAGCUGGUGCCCUUUGUGCAGUACGGAAGCGUCGGCGUGUCACUGCUCUGCAUCGCCAUGAUCACAGUGAAUCGCUACGUGAUGAUAGUGCAUCACAGCGCGUACGCGCGAGUCUACCAAAGACACUGGAUCGUGGCGAUGAUCCUCUUCUGCUGGUUCUUCUCCUACGGCAUGCAAGUGCCCACGCUGCUGGGCGUCUGGGGCGCCUUCGGUUACGACCCGAACCUGGGAACGUGCUCAAUUCUCAAAGACGAGUACGGCCGCAGCAGCAAGACGCCGCUCUUUGUUAUUGCCUUCAUCAUCCCCUGUCUCCUCAUUGUGCUGUGCUACACGAGGAUCUUCUGGGUGGUGCACAAGUCGGAGAUGCGCAUGAAGCAGCACGCCUCGGUGGCCAACGCCGUGCCCAACAACCUUAGACCCACCAUAGUCAGCAGGCCAGCGUCUUGCAGCCAACUGACGGACUCCGCAUCGCCCGCAAGACCGCCAUCCACGGCACCGCAGCCGGUGCGCAUCAAGAACCAGCGCGACAUUAAGGCGCGGCGAAAUGAGUGGAAGAUAACGAAGAUGGUGCUGGCGAUCUUCAUCUCCUUCAUUGCGUGCUACUUGCCAAUCACCGUGAUCAAGAUCGCCGAUAAGGACGUGACACACCCGGCGGCGCACGUGUUCGGCUAUGUGAUGCUGUACCUAUCCGCGUGCAUCAACCCCAUCAUCUAUGUGAUAAUGAACAAGCAGUACCGCCAGGCUUACAAGACGGUGCUGCUGUGCCGCUCCACGGCCAUCCUCACACCAAAGACGCCCGGCACGAGUGGGCAGAGUGAGAAAUGGAAGGACGCCGUAUUCAGCUACAAUCUCAAUCGUACCCAGGUCUUGGAAGUGUCCACGGCCGAAUAGCAGCGGGCAUUCCACUUACGGCAGCCGGCUCCACGGUGCUACAGUGGAAGUAUAGCAAGUGAAUCCGCAAUCCAAUUGUGUGAAACCCACCACUUUGGGCAUAAGUCACUGAUAUUAGCAGCUAGGAAUGAGGAGAGUGCAUUGUGAAUUUAAAUGCGCAUGUGAAGCGCUAUGUCCAGUAGGGACAAUGUUUGGGUCACGCUGUUCCCAUUGGCGACCCCAAGUAGCAAGUAAUCAAAUAUAAUGUGCUAUGUGUGUUAGAA